CCAUUCAUCGAUUUCCCAUUCACCGAUUCCCCAUUCCUUGUUUUAAAGAUAGCCGCCUGAAAUCUAGACAGGUUGAUAAGAGAUUUAUUGAAUGAACUAAAGUGUCUAGAAAAAAAUUCCACGGUUACCCACUGUAAUGAUAUCAGUGAAGAUGAUGAUGAUGAAACCGUUUGCACUGGGCUGCAAAAACCUUUCAGAUCUUUCGGCUUCAAAUUUUCCGCUACCAAAAUGAUGGUAGUAGCUUGACAGUUUGAUUCCGUAUGGCAUGUUGGAACUCAUAGGAACAUGCUUUAGAAGCCUUCAGUCACGUUAAACAUUCGUUGAAGAUGUUUAACAUUUUGAAACACCGUGUGUGGAAUAGUUUCGGACACAGCAUGCCACAUAACUGUUUUUGACACAUUUUGGCCCUCAUUUAUACUGAGCGUAUUUUAUCACAACAGCUUUAUCAAUUCUUUGAGGAUGAAUUAUUUGUCUGCUUCCUGUCCGAACCACAGCUGUCAGGCUGCAUGCUUUUGCCUCGUCCCAGGUCUUCCGCGCCAAGGAAAAUAAAAAUAAAAACCCGCAAAAAGUAAAAAGUAGGAGCGCAGGCUCAACCCUGACCGCGUUCCGCGCCCGUCUCUCUUUCAUCCGCCGAUCGCGCUUCAGUCCACAUGAACUUUAUUUUAUCAGUCAGGCUCAAGUCGUUUGGCUUGUGUAGAGUCAAGAGGCAGCUUAUUGGUAUCAAGACGUUACUUUACUGAACGAUUUCAUUACUUUACUGAGCGAGACAUUGCCGGCAAGGCCGAGGUUUGAGAUUUUCCCGUAAAGACCGAACGUUCGAGGUUCAUAAGAUAUGGCUUUUUGCUUUGUCUUUGUAGGUCCGUAAUCGUCGGCGGGCAUUACGAGAGAAUAAUGCCCUAGAAUUAGCCGGUCAGAGGGCGCGUUAUAUCGACUACAAACACGAGCUAUGUAAUAAAAAAGGUUUAACAAAUGUUUGCAAGAUUGGGAUGAGACUGUUUGAAUCGUUUGAGGCCCCAAGAAAAUAUUUCUUUAUUAAUAGUUUCUUUUUUUCAGGUGCUUUGUGUAGUGAAAUUGAUUGGAUCACAAUGGAUAUAGAAGGCAUAUUUUUCAACACUACAACAUUGACCACAGGACAGAACCUGACUUCCAACGCGUCCGCCGCUGGCUUUGCCCUCAGUCCAGGCUUUAUCACCGCAGUCACCGUUUAUGCCGUCGUAAUUUUUAUUGUAGCCGUGAUCGGUAACUCUUUGGUAAUAUACAUCGUGAGCGCGCGAGAAUAUAUGAGAAACUCAACCAAUAUACUGAUCGCCAACAUGGCGGUAGCGGAUAUUUUAAUGGCUUGUAUUUUCCCUUACAUGCUCAAAUGGCUUUACGUGAUGAGUCUGUGGUUUGGAACGUUCAUGGGAACAGCUCUGUGCAAGUUCUUUCAUUCCGCUCAAGUUCUCUCCAUCGCCUGUUCUGUGAUAAACCUUGUCUUUAUAAGCCUUGAUCGAUGCAUUGUCAUUUGGUUUCCUUUACGACGAAUCUUCACAAACAAAGUUCUGAAAGCGUCUCUUGUAGCGAGUUGGAUUUAUUCGCUUGCUUUCGCUAUGCCACUGAUCGUGAUGACCACGACACGCCGUGAUGCCGAGGGAUCUUAUCACUGUCGCGAAUUCAACUGGCCCACUCCACGUGCUAAAAUUGACUACACAACAGCUUUUACGAUUUGUUCGUAUAUUGUGCCCCUCGUCAUUAUUACUAUUGCAUACAUUCUAAUUGCCGUUAAACUUUGGAAGCGGGAAUUACCGGGUCAUCAGACACUGGAAUAUCAAAAGAAAGCCCACGAAACGACCAAAAAAGCCAUUACAAUGCUAGUCACAGUAGUGGCCGUGUUUGCACUGUGUUGGCUUCCACUGCAAGCGCGAGAAUUUAUGCUGAACUAUUUCCCUGAAACGAUCUCACUCUUUCCUAUAGAACUAGAAGCCUUUCUUCCGUGGAUCGGUGUUUUGAACAGCGCCAUCAAUCCUUGCUUGUAUGUGAUCUUUUCUGAGAACUUUCGUCGCGAGUUUGGUCGAAUUCUUUGUUGCGUGAAAAGUAACCGCCCCGAUGCGUAUUUGGGGAUCCCAGCUUCAAGGGCCACGCCCAUGACUACGCCCGUUUUAUCUCGGCGCCAUCUGUCAGCUACCAAUGUACAUGAAACUGUUCCUCUACGCCAUUUAACAGUAAAUGGUAAAUAGACUGACUUGUUUAUCGAAUUUACACGUUGCAUAGAGAAAGGAUGAUCCUAAACUUCAUUUGCUUGCUUGUUACUUUUACUGCCUUUUCAAAGUGAACGUCGGUUUUGAUAGUGAUGAGGCGAGUGUACGUAACACAGAAGUGCUGGCACAAGGCAAUUUUCCUCGUAACAAUCAUCGAGGAAUACUCAUCGUGAAAUUAACAUUUUAAUUUUGUAAACAAUCCUGCCGAUCAUUACGAAAUGCGUGAAACAAAAUCUGCGAUCCAUUCAGGUUCAAAUUGGGAGAAGGGAGGGUAAUACAAGGCAACAUAAUAAAUUUAAUUGAAUAAGAAAAUGGCGACGGCGGAAAAUUUGAAACCGUCCAAAAUUAUUUAUUUUUUAUGAACAAGUUAAUCUGAUCAGCCUCCGAAGUAUUUUUUGGUUUCUACUGAUUUAAUUUCAAAAUUGCAGUGAUCGUACAUGAAAUAAAUUUUGAAAUUCAUUUUAUUAAUAUAUCACUGAUAAUUUAAGUUAAGUUAUUUUUGAAUCACAGGUCAGAACAGUGUGCAUACGAUUGCUUGUGAAUUGGAACUAGUGUUAUAUCAGAAAAAGGCUCGUGUGCUAUUAUUUGUUUAGUUCAGGAAGCGUUUGUGCAUUUUUCACAUGUUAGGUGUUGAAGUCUGUCACGUCAGUACUUCGUGGAGAAGCGCGAAGUCACGCUUCACGCAAGAAUCUGAGGUCUUCAAUUUCUCCAAGCUUUUUCCUCUUCUUUUUACAUUUUCUCUUAAAUUUAUUUAUACCGAUGGUUGUGUUAUCAACAAGAUUAAUCAUUGUGUUUAGUCGGAUAUCUUAUAAACCAAGCAUGUAAGCUUGUUUGCUCUUUCUCAUUUUGAUUGGUCUUUCAUGGCCUUGGGAGCAGGGCAUUGUUCACGUGGAAUUGCUGUUUCAAAGCGAGACAUUUGUGUGGUAUUGUAUAACUUUGUUUAUUUAGUCUGAGCAAAUAUGACAAAAAAAACCCAACCAACUAAACAACAACAACAAAAAUAAAAACAAAAUAAAAUGACAGUUUGGAAAGCAUCCAGUCGCAAAUGGAAGAAUUGUCAGAUAAAUCACUCGCCAGGAAAAAGAUUUUUUCAAUCUGACGUUUGAACUUGACUUUCAAAUUGUUUUCUAACUUCUGCUUGCACGUGCCGAGAAAACAGCAUUAAAAUCAAAUAUAAAAUGGGACUAUGUGAGUUAGUCUUUUAUUUUAAGUAUUUAAAAACUUAUUUGUCGUAUUAAAGACCGAAUUUCCCUACAACUUGAAAGUACACAAAUUUACUGGCUUAUGUAUAAAAUCUUUGUAAGAAAAAAAGAAAUUAAAUUGCACUCUGUCGUGUGGUCAGUCGGGAGUUGUUGUGUCUUCCCUUCUUAGGUCGAGGUAACCGGAGACAUUCGUAGUGGAUGGGCCAUUACAUUUUCGAGGGGAAGGCUGGGCAAUUUCCAAAACAAUUCAUGCACAGAAAAAACUGCUGAAAAAAAAAAAAAA
Messenger RNA from Orbicella faveolata, 3722 nucleotides. RefSeq names its product RYamide receptor-like. Gene Ontology annotation, biological process: G protein-coupled receptor signaling pathway. Gene Ontology annotation, molecular function: neuropeptide Y receptor activity. Lineage: Eukaryota; Metazoa; Cnidaria; Anthozoa; Scleractinia; Merulinidae. Gene Ontology annotation, cellular component: plasma membrane. The record is from RefSeq and is a predicted model, not a curated record.